Messenger RNA from Verticillium nonalfalfae, 744 nucleotides. It is a transcript of the gene MRTO4, whose product is annotated as mRNA turnover 4. The transcript has 3 exons. The record is from RefSeq and is a predicted model, not a curated record. Gene Ontology annotation, cellular component: nucleolus; preribosome, large subunit precursor. Lineage: Eukaryota; Fungi; Ascomycota; Sordariomycetes; Glomerellales; Plectosphaerellaceae. The coding region runs from base 1 to 744 and encodes 247 amino acids. Gene Ontology annotation, biological process: rRNA processing; ribosomal large subunit biogenesis; nuclear-transcribed mRNA catabolic process. Gene Ontology annotation, molecular function: RNA binding.
AUGCCCAAGUCCAAGCGCAACCGCCUCGUCAACAUGACGCAGGUAUCCAAGAAGACGCGCGAGGACAAGGACAAGCUCUUCGCCAACAUUCGCGAGGCCGUCCCCCAGUACCAGCACUGCUUCGUCUUCAGCGUCGAUAACAUGCGCAACAAUCACCUCAAGGACGUCCGCCACGAACUCUCCGACUGCCGCCUCUUCUUCGGCAAGACGAAGCUCAUGUCCAAGGCCCUCGGCCAGACGCGCGAAACCGCCCUCCUCGACGGUACCGACCGCCUGACGCCGCACCUCAGCGGCACCGUCGGCCUCCUCCUGACGAACCGCGACCCCUCCGCCAUCACGACCUACUUCGAAGGCCUCUCGCCCGUCGACUUUGCGCGCGCUGGCACCACGGCGCCCCGCGAGUUCGCCAUUCCCCAGGGUGUUCUCUUCGCCACCGGCGGUGAGGUGCCCCGCGAGCAUGACGUUCCCAUGGAGCACUCGAUUGAGCCAGAGCUGCGCCGCCUCGGCAUGCCCACGCGCAUGGUCCGCGGCCGCAUCGUCCUGGGCGAGGAGGAGCCCGCCGAGGACGCGGCCCCCGGCUACGUCGUCUGCAAGGAGGGCGAUGUCCUCGACUCUCGGCAGACGAGGCUCCUGAAGCUCUUUGGCAUCUGCAUGAGCGAGUUCCGCGUCGAGCUGAUCGCGUACUGGAGUGCCGCGACGGGCGAGGUGACGGACCUGAAGAAGGCCACCGCCAUGGAGGAGUAA